AUGCUACCCACCCCCUCCACCUCCCACAUCACCAGCUACGAACCAGCCGAGGACUCGUACCUCCUCCUCGACACGCUCUCCUCCGCCAGCGAAACCAGCUGGCUCCAAACCCACUUCGCGCGCACCACGCGCACGCCACUCCUCCUCGUCGAACCCGGCACCGGCUCCGGCGUGAUCCUCGCCUUCCUCAGCGCGCACGCCACCACCAUCUUCCGCCGCGCCGACAUUCUCUCCCUGGGGAUCGACAUCAACGCGCACGCCUGCACCGCAACCACGCAGACCGUCUCCACCGCCGUGACCGCGCACAACUCCGCCGCGCUCUAUCUCGGCGCCCUCUGCGCGGAUCUCACCUCCCCCGUGUUAGAGGGGAGCGUGGAUCUGUUGGUCUUCAACCCGCCGUAUGUGCCUACUGCUUCACUGCCUGCUCUACCUACCCCUCUGGAUAAGGUAAGUGAUGGGUUCGAGUCAGAGUCGCAUCUCCUCUCCCUCUCGUACGCGGGCGGGAAGGAUGGGAUGGAGACUACGACUCGGCUUCUCGAUGCGCUGCCGCGGGUGUUGAGUGAGAGGGGGGUGGCGUAUGUGCUGCUCUGUGCGCAGAAUAGGCCGGAGGAGGUCAUGGGGUUUGUGCGGGAGGGGUUGGGGUUGAGGGUGCAGAGUGUGGGGUGGAGUGGGAAGGUGGCCGGGUGGGAGAAAUUGACCGUGCUUAGGAUUUGGAGAUGA
Molecule: messenger RNA, 720 nt
Organism: Endocarpon pusillum Z07020
Lineage: Eukaryota; Fungi; Ascomycota; Eurotiomycetes; Verrucariales; Verrucariaceae
Exons: 1
Coding region: 1-720 (239 amino acids)
Biological process (GO): methylation
Cellular component (GO): eRF1 methyltransferase complex
Molecular function (GO): protein methyltransferase activity; nucleic acid binding; S-adenosylmethionine-dependent methyltransferase activity
Source: RefSeq, a predicted model, not a curated record